AUGAGCGGCGCAGUUUUGUUUCUUGGGAUUGUCCACAACCUCCCUCUGACCUUUGACCUCAGAUUGGCAGCAGGAUGUGUAUUUGUUGCUCUGUGUGCAGUGGGCGGGGCUUUGUCCUCCUCCUUCAGGUGCUCAGUCCUCCUGACAUUUCCCAGCAUGCUCGGCUCUCGUGGCAGAGCGUAUCUGCUGCUGUUCAUCCUGUCUGUGUUGUACGCAGGUCCAAUAUCAAACAUCCAGCGUAAUGUUGAGACAGCAGCACUGACUUUGAGCUGUAACCUGGACCUGCAGGUUCAUCACGGCAGGUUGCUGUGGAGAGACACCGUCAGACCAUUGAUACUCAUUGCACAAGAGCUCAAGGGUGAAAGCGCUGGUUUCCAGGUUGAGACUCACAAAAUCAAUGGGGAGUUUCAAAACAUCAGAGAUGAAGUCCUACAUCAAUAUGGAUACAGCCAAUUUGAACCUGAACACACCACCAACACCACACAGGAGCAGUUCACUGCAAAGACCAUGAUGCAGUGCAACAGUGUGGUGGAUCAGGGUGUGCAGCGCUGCUCUGAUUGGUUCAGCCUCAAGUGGGUGGAGUGUAUGGAGGCCAUUCCCGUUCCUGUCAUCAACCACAUCCUUUGUGUGUCCAUGAAGUUUAACUUCCUGUGUGACAUCAUGAGAGUCAUGACUCCAUGGUGCAAGGAGCAUAUUCCUGUUGAAGGAAACUUCGGUCAACUGUUCGACCAAGUAAACCGUUCAGUCGACCUCCUAUCCAGAGAAUUCAGCACAGAACUCGUCCUCCAGGAGGAGGAGCAGCAGUCGGUUCUGGGAGGUGGAGUUCUGUUAGAGCAUGAGUUCACUGAGGCUGUGAAGGAAUCCUUUAAACAACUGACAACUACGAUGGAGAGUGUGAUGAAUCUCCUGCAGCUGCUGAAGUCAUUCACCUUCCUCACCAUCUUCAUCCAAGCUUUGACUUACCUCCUUCACUACAGGAGAGACAUUCGAUUUGAUAAUGUCUACAUCACGUCCUACUUCAGGCAGAUUGACGCCCAUAGGAGGAGAGCGGGUAAACGCUGUGUUCUACCUUUGAAAAAGUCUGGAAAAAACACACCAAUUAAGCCCUGCAGUCUGAAGAUGCACUCUGAGGAGAUCCAACAGCUGACGUCUGGCGUGUUUCAGCUGCUGUCCAUCUCUCUGCUGUCCAUCAUCCUCUUUGCUGUCGACUUCUUUCUGCUCCAUGUAUUGGACAUCAUCAGCAGACACACUGUGACGCAGUUCAACGUGACUGGUGGUCACCAGGUGGACAUCAGAGUGGGUGGGGACUCGCUGAUGGCCCGCCUACUGAGGAAGACAGUGACAGCCUUCAACAGCUCGUCCAGUUUUGACAUCCACACUGACAACCAGGUGUGUGCUUCCCCUCCCUUCCGUCUCUCUGUUUCUGUCUACAUGAGCUGUGUUGGCUGCGUCCUGAUGGUGGUGCUCCUCAGCUGUAUUCAGGUUUACACCAACAGACUGAGACGACUCAUCGCUGCUGUGUAUCAUCCAGAGAGGGAGAAGAGACGAGUUCUGUUCCUCUACAACCUGACACUCCAAAGGCAGAUUUCCUCCUCUAACAGUAAAAGCACCAAGACUCGCCAACACAAGAGUAGGAUGGAGCGUCUGAGCAGGUUUUGUUGUCAUCUGUGUGGAGUCCAGGGACAGUAAGAGUCCACCUCUGUGGAGACACAAUACAACCCUGG
Sphaeramia orbicularis (orbiculate cardinalfish) is the source of this 1724-nucleotide messenger RNA. It is a transcript of the gene dcst1, whose product is annotated as DC-STAMP domain containing 1. Bases 1 to 1689 code for a protein of 562 amino acids. The record is from RefSeq and is a predicted model, not a curated record. Gene Ontology annotation, cellular component: membrane. Lineage: Eukaryota; Metazoa; Chordata; Actinopteri; Kurtiformes; Apogonidae. The transcript is spliced from 15 exons.